This is a messenger RNA of Aspergillus caelatus, 2232 nucleotides long. Its product is annotated as GIY-YIG nuclease family protein. The transcript has a single exon. The record is from RefSeq and is a predicted model, not a curated record. NCBI's taxonomy places the organism in Eukaryota, Fungi, Ascomycota, Eurotiomycetes, Eurotiales, Aspergillaceae. The coding region runs from base 67 to 1950 and encodes 627 amino acids.
GUCGUGGUGAUAUUUUUUAGUAAGUUACUAACUCACCCGCAUCGCCUGAUAGGGCUUAGUCGACAAAUGGCCUUCUCCACCCCAUUACGCUCCUAUCCGUACUCCGAUAAGGAUAAACCGUUCUCUGACCUUUCCCCAGGUUCAGUCGAAAAGUUUCUGGAGGAUGAAAGCGACUCCACUGGCAAUCUUGUGGAUGACAGUCCCACGCGAGGCGUAGCGGUUCGACGGCAAGCGAAAGAGCUGUCGCGACGGAGCCAAUCAUCGCACGCAUGUGUCUCGACCAGAGACCAGACGGUAGAGGCUUACCUCCGUGAAGGGACGGAAGAAAGUCUGAACCGAAACCCACAGCGAUCGCUCUUAGAGCAUUGCUCCCGAGGAUCGAAGGCACCCGAUGGUUCAAGCCCCAUCUUGCGUCAGACCUCCCCACAGCGACCAGUAUGGAUUCCGGAAAAUGUGCCCAUAAUAGAAAUACCGGAUGAUGAGCCGGAUGAAAAAGGGAUUCCUUCAGUGACCACCCAUCUGGAUGUCCCAGCGUCGACCAGUCAUGCUCAAAACAAUGGACAAAAUCUGAUUUCGGUGUCUGCAGAUAGCAUGGAAACCGACUCAGUCGAUCCGUCAGAUCAUGAAACACAUGAAACAGAGUCGCCAUUCUCUUUACCGAGUCAGCAAGAGACACCAAGGACGGACAUUUCCGAUCAUGGAUUGGAGCAGAGACAAACUGGACCAGAACGUAUCUCAGACUUGUGUAGCACCGAGGAAAUCAUAUUCGCCAUCCGCGAUGUGAUCUGCGGGUGGACUCCACCCCAAGAAAAAGAUUCGAAGAAAGGUUAUGCAUAUAUUUUCUAUGAUCCCUUGGCCCAGAGCCCGUGCUAUAAAAUCGGACACUCAGGGAAUGUGAAAGUGCGCACUCAACAGCAUCAGAAUCAAUGUCGGCUACGGAGGUGGAGCUCCAAAAAAAGCCCUGCAUUGCGAGACUAUAAACUACUCGAGAGACUAGCACACGCCGAACUCAGAAAUUUGCGGUGCAAGCCCAAUUGCUUUUGUGGAGCGGAACACAGGGAGUACUUCUUGGGCAAGGCAGCGCAUGGGCAGGAUAUUCUGGAUUCUUGGUCGCGGUGGCUUAUAGAGAAGGAUCCGUAUAACGACGAUGGGAACCUUAGGUCAUUCUGGGUUGACCGGCUAAAUGUGCUUCUUGAUGGUUAUUCACGCCUUUUUCACUGUACGGACGUUGAAUGUAACAAACACCAUCGCGGUAACAAUGCUUGCCAGGCGUGCCUCCGCGAAGGAUGGCAGAGGUUCACCGAGCCCACUGCCCAAGAUAUAUUCGAGUAUGAUUGUCGAAUAAAAGUGCCUUUUGCCUGGGGUCGCUUGUUGUUACAGACCUGUUAUGGUCGCUUCCCGUGCUAUGAAACGGAGCUUAUCUGGAUGAGUGAUUCUAUAGAAUUUGUGUGUCGUACAUGGGAUUCUGCGUCGAGCGUUCAGCUGAUCUUGGUUGUGUUACUUGGAAAAGGUCUCUACCUCACGGUAUGUUCGUUAUGGAACCACACGCUCGAUAUCUCCAGAUUACUCGAGUUUUACUUGGCAUGUGCUGCCGCUUAUCGGCUGUUUGUCCUACCCACGGUUCGCAUGAAUUCUGUCGAUCAGACCUUGUCACAGGGAGUGAAAAGAACUACAUUGCCCACGAGAAAAUCUGCGCGUGCGAGCUCAAAGUCACCUGGAAUACCCACACCGGCCUCGAGCCAAUCCCAGAGGACAUCUAAAACCACACGGAAGAAGUGGGUUCCCGGGGAGCACCCCAAUACAAAGCUUUUUAAUGAUAUAAGCAGCCCCAAAAAAGAAACCAUGGACGACAUGAAGGAAGUCAUCGGGCGAAGGCUUCCAGAAUCACCCCCAAAUUCGACCUGGAUCACCACCCACCAGGAGAGGAGUAACGCAACCCAAAAGGUGUAACCUCAAUCGAGGCUUCACGUACAUCUGAUGUGUUUUGUGGAAGGACAGACUCAUGCCGAGCUGCAGCUAUCAUGCAUAAUCUGUUUUCUACCACAUGUCAAAUUAACAUAAAGUGUGACAGAGAUGACAAACUACGUGCUAUGGGGAGUGUUGUCAUGUUUUCAUGAAGAAAUUCUGAAUGGGAUAGCUACGGCAUUUUCAGGGUAUAUCUGUGCGAUGUGCGGUCGUCUCUGUAGAGUAGACCAGCGGCUCUUGCCCAUGCCAUCCGCGUGCGGGGGUCCG